Molecule: messenger RNA, 608 nt
Organism: Branchiostoma belcheri (Belcher's lancelet)
Lineage: Eukaryota; Metazoa; Chordata; Leptocardii; Amphioxiformes; Branchiostomatidae
Product: anaphase-promoting complex subunit 13-like
Exons: 3
Coding region: 173-418 (81 amino acids)
Biological process (GO): protein K11-linked ubiquitination
Cellular component (GO): anaphase-promoting complex
Source: RefSeq, a predicted model, not a curated record
CUCUUUGACCCCACUAGAUAGAGUCCACAACGUCACGACUGAGGGAGGGAAAACGAUCAGAUGCUGCGAUUGUUUUAAUAAUUCGUAGGAAAUCAUAAUUUUCGCAGUUCUUUAAUGAUCGCAGAGACAAAGAGGAUAAGCCCAAGGUUGUGUUCUACCCCCAGAGAAAGCCAUGGACAGUGAGGUGCAGCGUGACGGCCGCCUGCUGGACAUAGUUGACCAGGACUGGCGAGAUGACCAGCUGCCCAUGGACGACAUCGACGUGCCACAGAUGGAGCUACCUGACCCAGAGCAGGAACAGGACAACGGAGGCCCAACUGAAUCGCUGAAGGAACAGGAGCAGAAGUGGACAGACCUCGCCCUGCAACUGCUACACGAGAACCCCUCCACCAACAACACGGAAAACCCGUCUCGUUAACUUUGGACAAUUAGCCUGUUCCUUAUAGUUUUUCUUGUGCAAUCUUGCAUGUUUUUUUGUUGUAUAAGUACAACAACUUUUCUAUUAACCUCUUGGAAUCCCAUUGCUGUGUAUAUGUAGCUGACAGUUUCUGAAAUACAGCAUUGUGUGUUCUCCAUAUUUUAAAAGAGACUGUCAACAUUCUGCAGAC